Messenger RNA from Penicillium olsonii, 1608 nucleotides. The record is from the annotation of a GenBank genome assembly. NCBI's taxonomy places the organism in Eukaryota, Fungi, Ascomycota, Eurotiomycetes, Eurotiales, Aspergillaceae.
AUGCAUCACUCGCAACUGGCCCCGCUCCCGAACGAUGUGCCUUUUCGCAUUGUGUCCAGAACCAUUGGCCAAGGUGCCUAUGCCUGUAUCAAAAAAGCCUGUCCCCUCGACGAUGAUAACCCAGUCUUCGCUGUCAAGUACAUUCACAAAGAUUAUGCGGCGCGCCACGGAAAGAUCAGCGCGAGACAGCUAGCAAUGGAAGUGACGGUACACAAGCAUGUCUCUGGGCAUGGGAAUAUAAUUGAGUUCUUCACAACAGGGGAAGAUGAAGUUUGGCGUUGGAUCGCAAUGGAGCUCGCCGAGGGCGGGGAUCUUUUCGAUAAGAUCGAGGCCGACGAGGGCGUCGGUGAAGACAUUGCGCACGUCUACUUUUCGCAACUUGUCAGCGCCGUCGGUUUCAUGCAUUCGAAGGGUGUAGGGCACCGAGACAUCAAGCCCGAGAACAUGCUGUUGACCGGCGAUGGGAAUCUGAAAAUCGCAGAUUUUGGUCUGGCCGUGCUGUUCGAGUAUAAGGGAGCGCGCAAGCUGUCUACGACAUUCUGUGGCAGUCCGCCCUAUAUUGCGCCGGAGGUCAUCACAAGCAACAGGGGAGCCACCAAGGGAACCACCAAGGGAGCUGGGUAUCAUGCUGAUCUAGUUGAUAUCUGGUCCUGUGGUAUUGUGUUGUUCGUCCUUCUGGCAGGCAAUACGCCGUGGGAUAGCCCGACAGACGACAGUUACGAAUAUCAUGAAUAUGUAGCGACAAAUUCUCGCACAACGGAUGAGCUGUGGCAAAAGUUGCCUUCUGCGACAUUAUCGUUGUUGCGCGGGAUGCUGACCGUGGACCCUCGAAGUCGGUUCUCCCUCGAAGAUGUCCGCAGGCAUCCCUGGUAUACUCGUUCAAACAGAUUCCUAUCGAUCGAUGGCAAGCUAAGAGAUCCAAUCAAUCUUGCCACGUCGAUGUUUGAAUCGCUACAUAUCGACUUCACCCAAGAUCCACUAUCUCGGACUCGCAAGGACACAGGCCGCAGCUUCGACCCCAUGGACAUGGAUAUGGAAGAUAACACGUCGGGCUUUUCGUCCACACAACCCGAGAUGCUCGGCGGGGGCGUGAUGGUGGAUUGGGACAAUCCCCAAGAAUCAGAUGUGUUCUCCUCCACGCAACCACUGGGCAAACAAUUCGCUUCCCAAGAUGCAGUCAUAGCAGGCCAUCUUGAAGACGAGCCCUCGAUGUCUCAGUUCUCCCAGCAACCUGCUGUCCCAUUGAGUCGAACCCAGAACGCGCAGAAAUUCCAGGAUAUCAUUCCCUCGCGCGCUAUGACACGCUUUUAUUCUUUGUGGGAGCUCAAACUCCUCGUGCCGCUCAUCUGUGAGGCGCUACAUCGGCUGGGGGUUCCGGUCCCUAGUGUACCUGCCGUAUCUGCCGGUGAUACCUCUGCGCACAUCCGAGUGUCCGCCAAGGACGGUCGGAUGUGUAUACUCCAAGGCAAGGUGCUUAUUGAGUGCGUUUCAGAGGGUGUCUUCGAGGUUGAAUUCGUCAAGGUGAAAGGCGAUCCCUUGGAAUGGCGUCGAUUCUUUAAGAAAGUGGCGAUCCUUUGUAAAGACGCUGUGUUCAGACCCGAUGAGUAG